Messenger RNA from Thamnophis sirtalis, 1818 nucleotides. The record is from RefSeq and is a predicted model, not a curated record. NCBI's taxonomy places the organism in Eukaryota, Metazoa, Chordata, Lepidosauria, Squamata, Natricidae.
AAAUUUGUCUCCCUGUAACUGAAGAAAACAGAACUUUGAAUGGUAUACUUCCGGGAAAAAAAGUUUUGGAUCCCUAUUCCAAAGAAAUAAUUCCCAGUUAUGACUGGUUCCAGACAGAAGAUUCAGUCACUGUGGUAAUAUACACUAAACAAAAGGAUGUGGAUUCUGAAUCGGUGAUAGCAGAUGUUCAGGAACGUACAUUAAGAGGAGAAAUAAUUGUGAAAGACUUCUCUUACCUUAUACAUGUUGAACUGAGUUACGCAGUUUAUGAAGAUAUAAUAGUACAGAUUUCUGAAAAAGUGGGAAAAGUGGAAUUUGUCUUGAAGAAGAAAGAAAAUUUGUCCUGGAAAAAACUCGGGCAGCCUCUAAAGCGCCAUAAUUCUUUUGUCAAAUGUACAGAUAGAGGUAAUACAUUUUAUUGUUCUGCUCAAAGUUCAUUUCUAUUAUGGGUUGUUCUUUUGCACGGUCUUUCUUUAGGUACAGAGAUAGUCAAGCCUUACACACCAAUAUUGUCUUGCUUGGUAUCACCAUUCAAAAUCUCCUCUUCCAAUGAUAAAGCACAAAUAUUUUUUAUGAUUAAAAUUUAUCCUGGAGGACUUUUUACACCGGUGCUUGACACUUUACAAAUAGGAGACUAUAUUUCCUUGAGUAAUCCUCAAGGCAUUUUUAAAACAUCACAACUGGAAGAUGUAGAAGAUUUGUUUUUAUUGGCAGGAGGCACCGGAUUCACACCAAUGGUUAAACUGCUCGAUUAUGCUUUUAGUAAUAGCGCUACCCUCAGGUAUUUUUCUGUUCUAAGACCUAUCAUAAAUGUUUCCUUUUCAUUUGGGUCAUUCAAAGCCUUUUCUUUUUAUUGCUUCGAUAACAUCUGUUUCUAUGUCAUACGUGUCUGGAAUGCAGAAAGCCACCAAUAUGAGGAAAAUUGUGUCUUGUCAGCUGAGAUUACAAUAAAGAAGAGAAGCUCAGCUGGAAGUGGGAAAAGUGCACUGGGACAGGCAAAGAAAAUGCGAGGAUUGCCAUGUUCCCGUUUCAUCCCAACGACAAGUAAUCUCAGGUUUGACAUUCAGUUUGUUCUCUCAGAGCCAAAGAAAAACUGGGCAGGCAAACAAGGAAAAAUCUCCCUCUCUCUGCUUUAUGAAUUUGUGAAAAAGAGUAAACCUGAGUCUAAAAUACUUAUAUGCAUUUGUGGUCCAUUUCCAUUUAUGGAACAAGGAAUACAGUUUUUGCAAACUCUUGGACACUCGGGUAAUGAAGUACAUUGUUUUACCAAAUAACAAAAAGAGAACAUUGGAACUCCUGUACAUAUAUUUUCAUCAUCAUAUUUAUUACUUUCAUUCGAAGUUCGGCAAGAAAAUAUUAUGCAUGAAUAAUGUUCAUUUUAAUAUAAGUACUUGAAUUCUGUAUUUUCGGUCAAGAAAUAAUUUUAUAUUCUGCUUAUUUGUAAUGAUAUUUAUCUUUGCUACAAUGUGAACUGAAAUAUUUUAGAUAAAUUAGCUCAUUUUAUAUGCAUUGAGCAAAAUGGAUUCUAACCUCCAUUGAAUAAGGUUUAGUAGCAUUUGCACUGAUAAGCACCAGAUACCUUUUCUCUUAAGUUAUAAUUUUGUUACUGUAAAACACCUUACUGGCAAUAUAUCAGAAGAGUACAUAUAAAGUGGUUAACUCAGGAAAAAGAUUGGUUACAAUAUAAUCCUAUUAAUAUGAAGCUCUAGUGUUAGAAAUGUUAGCUUUCUGUUCUUACUCACGAUAUAUAAAUUUUAUAUAAUGAAUUACUUUUUGUAUAAGACUAAUAAAGCAAGGAAGUGUUACAUUAAAAAGAAA